Engraulis encrasicolus (European anchovy) is the source of this 2929-nucleotide messenger RNA. Its product is annotated as guanylate-binding protein 1-like. The record is from RefSeq and is a predicted model, not a curated record. The transcript is spliced from 11 exons. The coding region runs from base 240 to 2075 and encodes 611 amino acids. Lineage: Eukaryota; Metazoa; Chordata; Actinopteri; Clupeiformes; Engraulidae. Gene Ontology annotation, molecular function: GTPase activity; GTP binding.
CGGGAAACCAGCGAGUUCCAGAAACUUGAGUUUGAACGCCGACAGUUCACCUCCCCACCCCACCAUGACAACACAUUUAUAGAGCCAGCCAGCAACCCUUUCGGUUUCGCUUUCAGCCACCAGGCUAUAAAGUAGGCUAUUGCACGGUGCGUCUGUGUCGUUUUCUUUCAUCAACCGUGCAGCACUCUUGAUUGGAGUUUCUUUUCAAAGAUCCACGUAUUCCUGCCAUAUCAGCAGCCAUGUCUGGUGGUCCUCCCUCCAUGUCGGCGCCCGUGUGCCUGAUCGAGAACACUGAUCGCGGGCUGCAGGCGGUGGACUCGUCCCUGAAGCUGCUCCGGGACAUCCAGCAGCCUGUGGUGGUGGUGGCUGUGGUGGGGCUGUACCGCACCGGCAAGUCCUACCUCAUGAACCGCCUGGCCGGACAGCAGUCAGGCUUUGCUCUGGGCAGCACCAUCGAGUCCAAGACCAAAGGCAUCUGGAUGUGGUGUGUCCCCCAUCCCUCCAAACCAGAUCACACGCUGGUGCUGCUGGACACUGAAGGACUGGGGGACGUCGACAAGGGGGACUCCAAGAAUGACGCCUGGAUCUUCUGCCUGGGUGUGCUGCUCAGUAGCACCCUGGUCUACAACAGCAGAGGCACCAUCGACAACCAGGCUCUGGAGAAACUACACUACGUGACGGAGCUGACCAAUCAGAUUCGCACCAAGUCUGAGGUCACGCGUGACGAGGAUGGUGAGGAGGUGCCCCAGGACACCCAGUUCGUGCAGUACUUCCCGGGCUUCGUGUGGGCCGUGCGCGACUUCACCCUGGACAAGAAGAUUGACGGACGUGACGUCAGUGAUGACGAGUACCUGGACCACUUUGCACUACAGCUCAAGAAAGGACUGACCCAGAAGGUUCUGGAAUACAACCUCCCGCGGCAGUGCAUCCGCAGCUUCUUCCCGACCCGGAAGUGCUUCACGUUCCCAUUCCCGACCUCCUCCGACAAGAUGAAGUGUCUGGACUCCAUGCCGGAGUCUCAGCUCGAGCCCGACUUCCGCCAAGUGGCCGAUCGCUUCUGCACCUACGUGUUCUCCGAGAGCAGGACCAAGACUGUGCAGGGAGGACACAAAGUCACUGGCAGCCGUCUCAGCCAUCUUGUGAAGAUCUACCUGGACACCAUCAGCAGUGGCAACGUUCCGUGUCUGGAGAAUGCUGUGGUUGCCAUGGCGGAGAUCGAGAACCAGUCAGCCAUGACGGAGGGCCUUCGUCAGUAUGAGCUAGGCAUGCAGCCCCUCAAGGCCCAGUUCCCCACGGAUCUCGACAAGCUCUCCGCGGAACACCGUCGCCUCUCCGACGUGGCAACGAAGGAGUUCCUGAAGCGUUCCUUCAAGGACGAGGGAGGCAAAUACAUGGCACAGCUGACGGAGAAGAUAGGUCAGCUGUUUGAUCGUCUGGCCGAUGAGAACAUGCAAGCAUCAGAGGAGCGCUGUCGAAAGAUUCUGUCGGAUCUGUACGCCACGGUCGCCGCCAACAUCAAAAACGGCGCCUACGCCAAGUCAGGAGGGUUCAAGGUCUACAGCGACCACCGAGACGCAGUGGUGGCGCAGUACCGGCAACAUGCCAAUAAGGGCAUGAAGGGAGAGGAGAUGCUUGAGGUGUUCCUGCAGGAGAAGAGUGCUGAGGCCAACUCCAUUCUCAUGGCCGACACGAACCUCACAGACGCCGAGAAGAAGGAGAAAGAGGCGCGAGAGCAGGCUGCGGUGCAGGAGCAGCGAAUCCGUGCGGAGGAGCAACGUCGGCAGGAGCUACAGCAGGCCCUGGAGGAGGAGAAGCGCGCCCAGGAGGAGCGUGUGAGAUGCAUGGAGGAGAAGUUCGCCAAGGAGAAGAGGCAGCAGCAGGAGGAACUGCAGCGGGCGCUCGACAGCAAGCUGGAGGAGCAGCGGCAGAUGAUCGAGAAAGGGUUCAAGGUAGAGCAUGGCAUGUUGAAUUUGCCCCUGUCAAAUUCUGCCUCCAAGUUUACCUCCUCUGGUUUCGGGAUUGUAAAUCUGUUCUCUUCUUUUUACUCCUCGUCAAGGAUCGCGAGGAGGUGUUGAACGAGGAGAUCAAGGAGUUGAAAAGGGAGAAGGAGCAAGUGGCAAAGAGUGCCAAUGACCCCGGAGCCUUUGAGACCUACGUCAAGCCGGCAUUGGAGAUCGGAAAAGACAUCUUCUCCACCUUCAUGCAAUACAGGAUGAUGAAAUAUGCCUGGAAGUAAUGAAAUGUGGAUGGAUGAAGGAAAUGGAUGAAAUUCGCCUGAACAGAGACACAAAACCGAUAGAAACUCAUACAACAGAGAUGCAGACAUACACACACACACACACAAAGGCUUCCAAACCUACGUCAAGCCCAUAGGCUACUGGAAAUUGGUAAAGAACUCUUCUCUACCUUCAUGCAGUACAAAAUGAUAAAACACGCCUGGAAAUAAGAGGCACAAAACAGAGAUGCAAACACACAUACACAAGAAAUCUCCAAGUCUAUACAACUUUACAGAUAAUGCUCGAUAGGGGUGCCCGGGCUGUACCAUUGUGGUCCCGGCAAAAUAUAGAGCACUUAUCAACACCUCUUCGAGAAGGGCAGUUUAGUGUUUUGGUGUUACAAGACCAGAAGAUCAACAGCGUGAGGCCUGCAUAUCAGUUUCAUGUACAGCAAUAUGUAUUUGUAUAGCUCAAUAUCACAACUAUUCAGUUGACUCAAAGUGCUUUCAAAUACACAUAUGCAUGAUGACAUUCGCACAACAGCUAUUCGAGGGAAGGAGCAUCAGGAAGGCAAAAAAGAUCUUGGCUGAUCCUAGUCACCCCAACCAUGAACUGUUUACUAUAUUACCAUCUGGGAAACGGUACAGAAGCCUGAAGUCUCACACUACCAGAUUCCAAAGUAGUUUCUUCCACCAAGUUGUUAGAUUACUGAA